Molecule: messenger RNA, 3071 nt
Organism: Closterium sp. NIES-67
Lineage: Eukaryota; Viridiplantae; Streptophyta; Zygnematophyceae; Desmidiales; Closteriaceae
Source: the annotation of a GenBank genome assembly
GACCAGUAGAGGAGGGAGAAAAGCGAGGAAAGAGGAGGAUGGGCGAGCAAGCAAGCAAGCUCUGUUUCAGCUCGGCCGAGUCUUGCUGUUUCUUGAUCGAUCACGAGGGGACCAUCCAAAUUUCCUCCUCCCCUCCCACGUUACGCGCCGCAUCCUCGUGGUACAGUAGCACGACGCGUCAUAUUCUCUCCCAGUAUAUAUUCCGGCGCUGUCCAGAAUCCGCAUUCGCGACGAGCACACAUCUCUGAAGCGAUUUAGGAGACGAGUAAUAAAGUUGUGCGUUAGCCGAAUACAACUGCGAAUAACAGAAGCCACCGUCCCCAGUGCUUUCCGUCGUCCGUCGAUCAUAAUGGCCUCUCGAGAAAACCACCCUUUGCCGAGCCUCCUCCGCGAGCAUUCCGCGCGACGUGCGUCCCAAUCACGAGCUUACCCCCACCGCGCGCGAUGCGGCCGCUUCCAACGCCGCGGGGACUCAAGGGCCACCUGCGUUCCCCUCCUGGUGCUGCUGGUCUCGCUGCCGACAACUCUGCUCCGCCCGACCACUGCGUCCCCCCCCGAUGUCUCCGCGCUCUACACUGUCCGUCUUCGCUCCGCGCCGUCCGUCGCCUCCUACCGCGGCGGAUUGGCCGGCUACCCGGCAACGGCCGUCUGGGAUAGCGACCCUAACGCCAACGCGACGGAUGCCUCGUCAGAUGACGCCGCCAAUUCCGCACCCGCUCCCUCCUCCUCUUCCUCCUCCUCGUCCUCGGCCUUAAGUAGCGGUGGCGGCGUUGGGAUCGCGUCUGUGGCUUCUGUUACCGCUGCUGCUGCUGCUGCCACUAACGGUCUAGGGAGGCUUGGCCGUCUGAUUCGCCGGCCGCGUUUGAACGUGAAGGCGCCGGCCGUGAGGGCGUUCAAGCAGCUGCUGCAGCGCAUGCAGCAGGCCGUGGUGCAGGACAGCGGGGUGGACGCUGGAAAAGUGGUCUACAGCUUCAAGCACGCGUCCAACGGCUUCUCAGCGACCCUCACCCCAGCCCAGGUGCAGAGGAUGAAGCGCCACCCGUCAGUGGCGUCCGUGACCCGCGCGCGCGUCGUGCGCCCCGCCACCACCGACUCGUACAAGUUCCUCGGGCUGCCCGACUCGCUGUGGGCCGCUGCUGGCUCGCCCAGUGACGCUGGCGACGGCAUGGUGGUUGGGAUCGUGGACACAGGCGUGUGGCCCGAACACCCUUCCUUUGACGACACGGGCUUCAGCAGCACUCUCCCCAGCGGUUGGUCGGGCACGUGCCCCACCACAAACGACUUUACCUGCAACAACAAGAUCAUCGGAGGGGGCGUGUUCCACGAUGGCUUUGAGAGCGGCAGCACCACGGUGGACCUCUCCUCUGAUUGGAUGUCUCCGCGAGAUGCCGCGGGCCACGGCACGUGGUGUGCGAGUGCUUCUGCGGGCAACAACGGAAUUACAAUCCCCAAUAAAGGUAGUGCGAGCGGCAUGGCACCGGGGGCACGCCUGGCGAUCUACAAGGUGUUUUGGCAGUCGGGGGGCAGCAUGUACGCCACCAGUCCCGACAUCGUUGCAGCCGUUGAUCAGGCCGUCGCGGACGGUGUGGAUGUGCUCUCGCUGUCGCUGGGAGGAGCCAGUCCCUACGACACGUACUUUGACGACGUGCCGUUCAUCAGUGUCAAUGCGGCUGGGGUGUUCGUGGCCUUCGCAGCGGGCAAUGAGGGCCGGCCGUCAGCCUUUGCCGCCACGGGCUAUCGCACGCUCUGCAACUUCUCACCCUACUACAUGACCGUGGGGGCCAGUACCAUAGUCCGCGGCGGUGCGUCCCUCACUUCAAAAUCAACAGCAGCAGCAGCACUGGAGUCUCCAACCAACAGCACGGCCCCCACAACCACAACUACCUCGCCAUCCUCAUCAUCAGCAUCCACCGUCUCUACGCUCAGCGGCGCGCGCAUCCCCGCCGCCAUCUCCCCAUCCACCUCCUCCGCCCCGGUCGUCGCCUACUUCUCCUCCACCGGCCCCCUCGCCAAGCCCUGGGGCUCCGCCCCCGCCGCCUACCCCUCCAACACCAUCUUAAAGCCCGACAUCUUAGCCCCGGGCGUUGAGCUCUACGGCGCUGCUCCGGGGAGUACGGUCGGCAAUACAGGCGGGUUCCAGCAGCUUUCAGGCACCUCCAUGGCUACACCCCAUAUUGCCGGUAUCGCUGCGCUGAUCAUCCAGCAGCAUCCUGAUUGGACGCCGUCGCAGGUCAUGUCUGCUAUGCAGACUACAGCGCGGACUACUAGUCUUAGUGGUGGGGCGAUUAAAAACGAGUAUGGGGCCGCUGCGACGCCGUGGGAGGCGGGAGCGGGGCAUGUGGUGCCUGCUAGGGCGGUUGACCCCGGGUUGACCUAUGAUGCCGGGGAGCAGGACUUCAAAAACUUUCUCGCCGGGCAGAACCUGAACAAGGCACGGGGCGAAUUCGGGUCAGCUUCGCUAAAAGCUGUUGCGGCAAAGAAUCUGAAUCGGCCAGCUAUCUCGCUGCCCAAAGUAAACAAGAAGGCGAAAGUUACACGGACCGUCACAAACGUCGCGGAUACUACAUCGACCUACACGGUUAAGAUCAAGAAGCCUGCUGGAGUGAACGUGAAAGUGUCCCCAUCAAGGUUCACAAUCGCCCCUGGGCAAAGAAAGACCUUUACCGUGACAGUGGUGGUGAAAUGGGCGUCAAGCUCUUUCAAGUUUGGCAGCCUAACGUGGGUGGAUGACCAGGGGCACUCUGUGCGCUCCGUGUUGGCCGUGCAGCCCACCACUGCAUGCUGGUUUGGCUGCUAGUAUGGUAUACGUAUGCAGAUGUACUGUGUAUACACCGGGGUAUAGUUAGGGCGGAUUCCUACAAAGUUGGAUCCGGCGAAGUUGGAUCCCUCCAGCACGAUACAGUGCAGUGCAAUCGUCGAAAAUGUGCAAUCUGUGAGGUUCGAUUUUGUAGCGGUGAAACUAGAUCCAACUUUGCUGGAUCCUACUUCAUAGGAAUCUGCCCUUGGUUCUAUAACUAUUUCGCUCUUAAAAUAUUUCAUUGAGAAAGCUUGCUUUCAUUGUAGCAAUGAUA